CUUUAAAACCCCAUUUACAGAGGAUGCUGUUACAACAACACAUUUAUUUUUGUUAGUUUUGUGUGCUUCAGUGUUUGCUCUUUCUGGCACACCAAUUCAUUUUCCAGUGGAGACCAUUGUGAGAUCGUAGGCUCGGAGGAUGACAGCUCAAGUGUAUUGCUUGUUUGGUUCGGUUUUAUUGUGUCUGCUUGGGAGCUUGAACAUAACCGAUGCUACUGUAGAUUUGAGCCAUAUUGCCAAGCUGGUGAAGCUGACAGACUUGCUGCCCCAUCAAAGAUGUUCUUCUGGUGGUCGUGGUUCAAUGAAACCAGGUCAAUGUCCUGACCCAAAGAACAUUCCACUGUCUGCUAAAAACUGUGUCCAUGAUGGUCAGUGUCCUGACACACAGAAGUGUUGCCCAACAACCAGUGGCCAUGGAUGCAGUGAACCAAGCGGCCAGGGCCAGGGAAGCUGUCAGAACGCGGGUCAGGGCGCCGGACAGGGAAGCGGCCAGGGUCAGGGAAGCGGACAGGGUGCCGGCCAGGGCCAGGGAAGCGGCCAGGGCCAGGGCAGCGGCCAGGGAAGCGGCCAGGGCAGCGGCCAGGGCCAGGGCAGCGGCCAGGGAAGCGGCCAGGGCCAGGGCAGCGGCCAGGGCAGCGGCCAGGGCCAGGGCAGCGGCCAGGGCCAGGGCAGCGGCCAGGGCCAGGGAAGCGGCCAGGGCCAGGGCAGCGGCCAGGGCGCCGGCCAGGGAAGCGGACAGGGCCUGGGAAGCGGCCAGGGCGCCGGCCAGGGAAGCGGCCAGGGCGCCGGCCAGGGUCAGGGAAGCGGCCAGGGCGCCGGCCAGGGUCAGGGAAGCGGCCAGGGCGCCGGCCAGGGUCAGGGAAGCGGCCAGGGCGCCGGUCAGGGUAGUGGACAGGGCGCCGGACAGGGUCAGGGUAGCGGACAGGGCGCCGGUCAGGGAAACGGACAGGGCCAGGGAAGUGGUCAGGGUCAGGGAACUGGUUUUGGCCAGGGAACCGGCUACGGCCAGGGAACUGGUAGUGGACAGGGUGUUGGUCAGGGAAGUGGCUACGGUCAGGGAAGCGGCCACGGCCAGGGUACAGGUAGUGGACAGGGAGUUGGUCAGGGAAGCGGCUAUGGCCAGGGAUCUGGUAGUGGACAGGGAGUUGGUCAGGGAAGCGGCUACGGUCAGGGAAGCGGCUACGGCCAGGGAUCUGGUAGUGGACAAGGAGUUGGUCAGGGAAGCGGCUACGGUCAGGGAAGCGGAUACGGCCAGGGAUCUGGUAGUGGACAGGGAGUUGGUCAGGGAAGCGGCUACGGUCAGGGAAGCGGCUAUGGCCAGGGAUCUGGUAGUGGACAGGGAGUUGGUCAGGGAAGUGGCUAUGGCCAGGGAUCUGGUAGUGGACAGGGAGUUGGUCAGGGAAGCGGCUAUGGUCAGGGAAGCGGCUAUGGCCAGGGAUCUGGUAGUGGACAGGGAGUUGGUCAGGGAAGCGGCUACGGUCAGGGAAGCGGCUACGGUCAGGGAUCUGGUAGUGGCCAGGGAUCUGGUAGUGGACAGGGAGUUGGUCAGGGAAGCGGCUACGGUCAGGGAAGCGGCUAUGGCCAGGGAUCUGGUAGUGGACAGGGAGUUGGUCAGGGAAGCGGCUAUGGCCAGGGAUCUGGUAGUGGACAGGGAGUUGGUCAGGGAAGCGGCUACGGUCAGGGAAGUGGCUAUGGCCAGGGAUCUGGUAGUGGACAGGGAGUUGGUCAGGGAAGUGGCUAUGGCCAGGGAUCUGGUAGUGGACAGGGAGUUGGUCAGGGAAGCGGCUACGGUCAGGGAAGUGGCUAUGGCCAGGGAUCUGGUAGUGGACAGGGAGUUGGUCAGGGAAGCGGCUACGGUCAGGGAAGCGGCUAUGGCCAGGGAUCUGGUAGUGGACAGGGAGUUGGUCAGGGAAGCGGCCAGGGAGUUGGCCAGGGAAGCGGUCUGUGAUGUGGUCUGGGAAAUUGUGGUCUCUGAAACUUUUCUUGGAAUUUUGCAUAACGUGUACAGAAGAUCUUUUCAAUUCAGUGCUAUGUUCAUAAGGAUUUUUCCUUUUUUGCUAUAACAUUUCAGAAAGACUAUCUCUGCUUCCUUCCCUUAAAUAAAAAGAAAAUUGCUUGACUGAAA
Messenger RNA from Carassius gibelio (silver crucian carp), 2125 nucleotides. Its product is annotated as fibroin heavy chain-like. The coding region runs from base 140 to 1948 and encodes 602 amino acids. Lineage: Eukaryota; Metazoa; Chordata; Actinopteri; Cypriniformes; Cyprinidae. Gene Ontology annotation, cellular component: extracellular region. Gene Ontology annotation, molecular function: peptidase inhibitor activity. The record is from RefSeq and is a predicted model, not a curated record. The transcript is spliced from 3 exons.